Molecule: messenger RNA, 3879 nt
Organism: Xyrichtys novacula (pearly razorfish)
Lineage: Eukaryota; Metazoa; Chordata; Actinopteri; Labriformes; Labridae
Source: the annotation of a GenBank genome assembly
AUGGCCCCCCGACUCACACCCACAAAGUGUAUUUUCUAUAUGUGUAUCCUGACCGUUAGCCUGCUGUUUCUGUACUCACUGACGCUGUCUUUCCAUUUCUUCAAUCUGGAGUCUGUGGGCAAAUGUUGGAGAGUCAGGGGUCCAAGUCUUUGGAAUAAAGUCAAACCACCUCCUAAUGUCUUCAUGUCAAAAGAUACCAACGUUACUGAUGACAUAUUCAACUGGUGGAAGGUAAAAGUCGACUUAAUUUUACAGAUACAGCCACAAAGUCUGCACUUCUUACCCUGUGCCCCUCAACAGUGUCUUCAACCCUGUGGGGUGUGAGACUGGAGAGGGUCUUGAUUCUCCGUUGUUGUUCUUUCUUAGCUGUUGGGCAUCAGCAUCAGUGUGAGGGAUUUUUUUUUGGGAGGAGGGGGCGCUAUGUCUCCUGAGCUAAUAAUAAGUAACGUAACAAGUGACAUGAAGUCCUAGAAAAGUUGAUAAUCUGUCUAUUUAUGGUCAUUUCACAGAUCCUAGAUUGAGAUCAUCAGGAGAGAGAUGAGAUAUUUCAAAGCUGAAAAACACAUUUGAUUUACACCCUGAACGCAGUAAAAACAACCGCUGUCCCAACCCUUAGCAUGGCGUCAAAAGAGGACAGCCACCACAGGAACAUGCUGUUUUGUUCUUUUUAAUCCCUUCGAUAACGACACUCCUAAGUGCACUACCAACAAAAGCACACAAUGAGGAAAACCCUGGGGCAAAAGUGCAGAUAUUAGGGCAGUUUCAGUCUGUGUUUACUGUGAAUUGUUCAAUACCAUUACCAUGUCUGAUACAGCAUUUUUAUUAACUGGGAUUUUAUUGAAAUAUCAGGGUUUUCUGUUCAUAUUUUUUUAUUUUAUAGUCUUAAAACUUCACACCUUACUUCAGGGUUAAGUCCAAACAACAGUACCUUUCUAUUGCCAGAGCCUGUUCUAAGCCACACAUCCUGGUAGAUAGUGGGGAACUGGUUAAUUAAGUACUAAUAAGAGCAUGCAAGAAAUGUAUGAAGUAUAAAGUAUAAAGAUAUAAAACGUUAUGUACAAUGCUAUGUACAAUAAGUAUAAAAGGUUAUGAAAGGCUCCCUCCUCAACAUGCUCCCUCCUAAAUUGAUGCUCCAAAAAAAACAGGUGUAUCAGCUUGAGGUUUCGCAAGCUGUAUUCGCCACACGUCAGACAUGAAAGCUGGCAGUUAGUGUAGUUUAAUAAUCAUGAGGCACUGAUGCAUUUUGUUGGUUGGUUGGUUGGAGUAGGAUGAAUAAAAAUAUAAUUAAUCAUACUUUCCUCUCUGUUACAGAAAAUACAGGGUUCGAAGAGAAACUUCACUUAUUUUAAGGAGACAGUGACAGAGUCUUUCAAGUUGAUCCCACCCGUUUCAGAUGCUUUUAAACCCCGUCCUGGUCACUGCAGGACUUGUGCCGUAGUUGGUAACUCUGGUCAUUUGAUUGCAUCACAUUUUGGAUCUCUGAUAGACAGUCAUGAUGCUGUGAUAAGGUAAUCCAGUCUAACAGUGUUAAACAGUGAUCUCUUAAACAUAUCAAGUUUCAUUAACUGCAUGAUGAUAUAUUAAUUACCUUGCUUCAUUUAGAAUAAACAGAGGUGUAGUAAAAGGCUAUGAAGAGGAUGUCGGGUCCAAGAUAACUCAUCGUGUCUUGUAUCCAGAGAGUUCUCCUCGAGUGAAAAACACCACCAAAAUUUUGUUUUUUCCAUAUAAAGUUAGAGAUUUCGAUUGGCUUCGUCAACGCUUCAAUUCAGAGUAAGUGAAAAAAAGAGGAGAGCUGGUACUCACUCAAUGUUUCAGGGCUGUCCUAAACAUACAGACAUGACAAUAACUGUCUUUUUGGAAAAAUGAAAUAAUGAUAUUAAAAUUAAGCACACAGUAAUACCCAGAGUUCAUUGUGUAGGUCUCUGAGCAAGCACAUCUGUACUUGGUCACCAGCUCAUUGUUUCUUUCAUUUAACGUUUAAUAUCUCCACCAACAGGGAUCCAAGAAGGAAACUGAACAAGGAUAUGGUGGGUAUUUAAUCAUAUCAAUCACUGCUGUGUGUUCAAUACGAAGGAUUUUCACUUUUCAGGUUAAGAAUACCUCUGACUCCUUACAGGUGACGGUCCUUCAUCCAGCUUUCAUGAAAUAUGUUUAUGACGUUUGGUUGGACAGCAGAGCCGGGUACGGGUCUACUGGUUUCAUGACUGUGAUUCUCGCCUUGGCAGUUUGUGAUGAGGUAGGUUUCAAACCACACAACAGGUUUUUGUGCUUUACAGUUGAUAGUUGGUGGUAGUCAGUUUACAUCAGCAGUCCUACUGAAACUGGACUUUUAGAAUACACAUUAACCCCUGCAGACCCGCUUUCUUUCAGCUGGGCAAAACAUUUUUUUUAAAAACUGAUUCAGACUAGAAUUUCUAGAAGACGUUAUUUUGAUCCAGCUGACUAAAAAUUAUGAUUGAGAGACUACAAGACCCGGUUGGUAUAUCAGGGACAGCUCUGAAAUGGUUAGAUGUUAAGUGUCAGUAGGAGAGCGUGUUUCCCCAUCACUCUGGAGUGAAUGUGGAGUCCCUCAAGGGUCAAUACUGGGACCAGUUUUUUUCUAUCUGUGUGCUGAAACUUGGUCACAUAAUACAGAGUCGCAAUAUUUUAUUUCAUAGCUAUGCUGAUGACACUAUGCUGUAUCUGUCUGUAGAACAAAGCUACAGGCAGAUAGAGCUGAAAAACUGGAUGGAAACCUGACAAAUUAGACAAAAGUGUAAUACUCUUCACUGGUCAGAGAAGUUAAACCAGUCCUCCCUAAGAGCCUAACCCCAAUUUCUACCGCAUCCGGAACAGCUACGAAAAGGCCGUAUCUGCCAAUCGUAACUGAUUGUAACCAUUCAAGUUAAUGUGUCAAUUUCCACCGGCUUCUUUCCGUCCCACAACGGAUCGCUGGACUCCGCAGAUGAUCGCAAGAGUUUUAUUUUUUCUGGACACCGGAGCAUAGCGGAUAAAUUCAGCACAGACCAAUGCGUGCUGGAAAGGAAGUCGACCACAGACACAAAUAAAACAUCCAGCUUCCUUUCAAAAUAAAACAAUCCGUGUUUCAGGUGGAUCGAAUUUCACACCAUGCAAACGGGCGGGGACAAACAAGUGAAAGGUUUAUAGACAGCAUUUUACCCCGAUGACACCACGAAUGAGGAGAUGCUGAUUUUAUAAGUCCAGAAGUGGAUUCCCUCCUCUGGAAGGACACAAUCUACUGCUUAUAUGGUUAGCCUAUGUGGCAAAGAGACAACUAUUUAUCGCUUGAUUGCACGUGAAUCCGCAGUGAGUUCUCGCGAUUCCUGCUGUCCAUAAUCCGCCACGAACUUCACCUCACAAACGCACCCGGUAGGAAUUGGCGUACCUCAAAAAUGGGUCCAGUGGGAUUCCUGGGUAAGAGACCCGGGGGAUACUUUUGACAACAGCCUCACUUUUCAGGAACAUGCAAACAAAGUAAUCCAAUCGUGCUCUCGCCAUCUUGGAAAUAUUGCCAUAAUAAGAUCUGUGCUGAAUUUCAUUGACACCCUAACAGCUAUUAAUGUAGUUGUCUUUUAACAGGAAUAAAUCAGAAUUAAGUAUCUUAUUUUAAAUUACUUCUGAAAAUGUAUUUUUAUCAAAAGUUUUCUGAGUUUUUCCGUAAAACAACAAAUCAAAGUUGUUUCUCAUGCUGUUUCACGUUUGUGUCCCCAGGUCAGCGUAUUCGGCUUUGGAGCAGACGCUGACGGAAACUGGAGUCACUACUUUGAAAAGGCCAAAUAUGAAAGACUAGGAACUGGACUUCAUUCAGGAAAGCGUGAAUAUCGCACUCUUGAACAACUGCAUGCGGAAGGACAAUUAAAAUUUUUCAAAAAGCUCUAA